Corylus avellana is the source of this 723-nucleotide messenger RNA. Lineage: Eukaryota; Viridiplantae; Streptophyta; Magnoliopsida; Fagales; Betulaceae. The record is from RefSeq and is a predicted model, not a curated record.
AUGGGAGGCAGCCAUAUCAAAAUCAUGUUUCAUUCUCGCGUUGUCAUUGCAUUUACUCUCUCCAAUUAUCUUCUAGAACUUUUGGUUACAGCAGCUAGCAAUGGUGGGUUUACCGUUGAGUUAAUCCGACGAGGCUCUCCUAAAUCUCCCUUCUACAACGUUAAUCAAACUUCUAAAGAGCGCUUGGAUGCUUUUUCUUCGCAUCGAAUGAGGAAAGUCUAUCCAAAUACCCUCCAAUCAGAAGUAAGUGAGUACCAAGUUGAUCAUCUCCUGAAGCUCUCCAUGGGAACACCACCAGUAGACAUUUAUGGCGUUGUAGAUACAGGUAAGGUUUCUUUGGGAAAUGUGAAUCUCGAUUCAGGAGCUUCGCCGAUGUAUAUGCCACAAGAUUUUUACGAUCGGUUGAUAGCACAAGUGAAGCAACAGAUUCCGUUGGAUCCCAUUGUGGGUGACAUAAAUGUAGGGACGCAGCUUUGCUAUAGAAGUGAUCAAAAUAAUUUCCACGGACCAAUAUUGACUGUCCAUUUUGAAGGUGCAGACGUGAUUCUAACGUCGAUACAAGCCUUCCCACAGUAUAGAGGUGGGAUUUUCUGCUUUUCAUUGUUAACUUCUGAAACCGAUUCAGGAGUAUAUGGAAGCUUUGUUCAAUCAAAUUUUUUGAUCGGGUAUGAUAUGGAAAAAAGGACAGUCUCUUUCAAGCCGACUGAUUGCACCAAAUACUAA